AAUUGGAUGAAGAACAGUUUGAGAAUUACUGACAGCACUUUGCAAGACCAAGUGUGGGAUAUUUUCUCUGAAGCAACCAGAAAUAAUUCAAAUGAGAAACAACAGGACCAACCACAACAGAAGGAAGAGCAGCAGCCUGCAGAAACUGGGGAAGAAACAAUGGCAGAAGAAAAUGGAAUUACAGAUGAUAAAGCUGAGAGGAAAAAGAAUAAGAGAGAACGAAAAGAAGAGAGACAAAAGAACAAAAAGAAGGAGAAAAAAGAUUUGAAGUUAGAAAAUAAAUCAGAAGUAAAAAAGAGUAAGAAGUCCAAAAAAGGAAAGGAGAGUGUGGAGAAUGAAUUGGAAAUAAAUGGCAAUGGCUGUCAGAGUGACAUAGAAGAGGAAAGAAAUGGAAAGAAACGCAAACAUAAACAUGGAGAAGAGGAGCCUCAUAGCAAAACAAAGAGAAUGAAAACUGAAAACAUUUCAGAAGACAUGGAAACAGAAAACACCAAUGACAACGAAGAUGAUGUGGGAACAGCCAAAGGUAAAUUCAACUGGAAGGGAACCAUCAAAGCUGUGCUGAGACAGGCUCCAGACAAUGAAAUGUCAAUUAAAAAACUAAGAAAAAAGGUUAUAGCUCAGUAUUAUGAAGUAGCUGGUGAACAUCACAAAUCAGAAGAGGAUAUCCUAGUCAUAUUUAAGAAGAAAGUGAAUAACAAUCCCAAAUUUAGAGUUCUAAAGGACAAAGUGAAACUUGUGCAGUAAGAGUUUGCAUACUUUUUGUAACUCUUGCAUUUUAAUCUUGCAGAUGGAGUCAAACUCUUCUGUCAGCUGUACAAAAACUAUGCAUUGGUCUCAAUUUAAAUUGUAUAUGUGAAAGCAGAAUUUAACUUUUAAUACUGGAUUCUGUUUUCUAGAUUUAUCACAGAACAUUUUCAGAUAUUUUUUUGGUUUUAUGAAAAAUGUCUAUUUUUUGGUACAGGUUUUAAGAGGCAUUGAAAAUAAUUGCUGUCUAUGGUUUUAAAAUUUAUCCAGUAUUAGAUGUAAUUUAUAGGCAUGGAUGUUUUAUCAGGACCUGGGUUGUGUAGCUUUUUGCAGAAACUAUUUUAAGAGCAAAUAGGAUUUUCAUAUUCAAAAACCCACUGUGGAAUAAAUGUUUUGUUGUGCUAAAAUUCAAGAUGGUAUGACUGCUACCCCCGUUAUGCACUGUAGCUAGUGUGUGCAGGCUUUAGUAGACUGAUAAUUCUGUGUUGCAAAAUGCAUAACUCAAGUGUCUGUCAGAUUUGUGU
Acanthisitta chloris (rifleman) is the source of this 1271-nucleotide messenger RNA. RefSeq names its product cell growth-regulating nucleolar protein-like. The record is from RefSeq and is a predicted model, not a curated record. Gene Ontology annotation, cellular component: nucleolus. Lineage: Eukaryota; Metazoa; Chordata; Aves; Passeriformes; Acanthisittidae. Gene Ontology annotation, biological process: negative regulation of transcription by RNA polymerase II; rRNA processing. Gene Ontology annotation, molecular function: DNA binding. The annotation marks the transcript as partial. The transcript has 5 exons.